Drosophila virilis is the source of this 1285-nucleotide messenger RNA. RefSeq names its product nuclear factor Y-box B (gene Nf-YB). Gene Ontology annotation, cellular component: CCAAT-binding factor complex. Gene Ontology annotation, biological process: regulation of transcription by RNA polymerase II. Lineage: Eukaryota; Metazoa; Arthropoda; Insecta; Diptera; Drosophilidae. The record is from RefSeq and is a predicted model, not a curated record. Gene Ontology annotation, molecular function: protein heterodimerization activity; DNA-binding transcription activator activity, RNA polymerase II-specific; RNA polymerase II cis-regulatory region sequence-specific DNA binding.
UAUAGUGUACACUGAACUGUAACAGAACAAGAGAUACUGCUAUAAAAAACAAUAAGCAAACAAAUUGUGUUUGCUUUAAGAUUAAAAUUGUUGAUUGGCUGAAGUCUUUGUCAUUUAAUUAUUUUAAACGAGGCAGCCAACAACAAAUUUAACAAAGGAACGACUUAUAAACAACUAAUGUCUUAAUUGUAAGAAUAAUUUUAUGCUGACAUUCUGCGAGCGCGUAAACAAAACAAAAUAAGAAAAAUGAGCAACAGCGAGGAUUCACAGCAAUAUCUCACUGAUAUGUUAGUCAAAGAGGAGGACGAGGCGUCGGGUGACGAAUCGGACCGACAGGACGGACAUGGCAGCAUGCUGCGCGAACAGGAUCGAUUUUUGCCCAUUUGCAACAUCAUUAAGAUAAUGAAGGUGCCCGUGCCGCAGAAUGGCAAAAUAGCCAAAGACGCCAGAGAGUGUAUACAGGAGUGCGUCUCAGAGUUCAUAUCAUUUAUCAGCAGCGAGGCCAUCGAGCGCAGCGUCGCCGAGAACCGGAAAACAGUUAACGGGGAUGAUCUGCUGGUGGCCUUCAGCAAUCUGGGCUUCGACAACUAUGUAGAGCCCCUCUCCAUUUACUUGCAAAAAUAUCGCGAGUUUUCUUUCCCGCUGCACAGUCAAACAAAUCGGACCGAAAUUUAUUUCUGGAGGGCAGCUAUAUGCAAACUGACGACGCUAACGAGUCGGGCAAGCAUUAGCUAUCUAUUAUGGGGGCUUAUUAUUUAAGUUUUUGGUACUCUUGCAGAGGCUAUUAUAAUCUCGAAAGAAUUGUACACAUUUCCAUUAUUGUAUUAAUAACAUAGCCAUGUCCGUCUGAAUGUUUCUAUACAAACUAGUCUCUGUUUAAAGCUAUCCCUUUGAAACUUUAGUAGGGUCUUAUUUUUUUUUUUUGCAGGCAAUGUGUCUCUGGCCGGAAUUGGACCACUAUAGCUUAUGGAUGGGAGCUAUCGUACAGAAGUAAAUCUUAAGAAGAAAACCGUUUGAUUUUUCAAUCCUAAAAACGCAACUAGACGUCUGCAAGUGUAUUUAGUCUUCGGCAUACCGAAGUCUAUUCUUUUUUUUUUUUAAUUUAUGAAUUAUAUAUACAUAUAUAUAUAUAUAUAUAGUCAAGGUUUUACUUUUAUGGCAAGUAGCUUAGUAAUCUAAUAGUUUCAUUUAAUAUGUAUAUUUUAUAAGACACCAAGUACUUUUGUAUAUUCUACAGGUUUACAUAUUUGUAUAUGCUUACUGAUAUUAAAAGGAGUAUGAUGAA